This is a messenger RNA of Astrephomene gubernaculifera, 2070 nucleotides long. The record is from the annotation of a GenBank genome assembly. Lineage: Eukaryota; Viridiplantae; Chlorophyta; Chlorophyceae; Chlamydomonadales; Astrephomenaceae.
UCGAACUGACAUUGUCUAUAGCGGAUGCUCUGGCGCUGGCUGACAGAAUCCGGCAACUCAAGGAAACGCUGCCGGGUUUGAGGGCAGACAGCGUGGGCGCGCAACGUAUGCCGGGUGACGUCGGCGAGCGAGUAGCGCUGGUAGCUGCACGAGACAUCCAAGACCGCGAGGUCAUCAUGACCAUCCCCGAGCAGCUUGCGGUCACCUCUCUGGACGCCUGCCAGCACCCGGCCGUGGGCCCCCUGGCGGCCCAGCUGGGCGAGCUGGCGGCGCUGGCGCUGUGGCUGCUGGCGGAGCGGGCGGCGGGGGCGGACUCGCAGCAUGCGGGGCUGCUAGCAACACUGCCGUCCGCCACGCUGAGUCCGCUGCUGUGGAGCGAGGCGGAGCUGUCGGCGCUGCUGGCCGGCUCGCCGGUGCUGGCGGAGGCGCGGACGCGGCGGGAGGCGCUGCGGCAGCAGUGGGGCGAGCUGGCGGCGCUCAUGCGGGAGCAGCCGGAGCGCUUCCCGCCGGACGUGUUCAACGAGGCCGCCUUCUACCGCGCCUUCAGUGUGGUGCUGGGGCACGCCUGCUUCCUGCCCGCCGCCGGCUGCUUCGCGCUGCUGCCGCUGGCCUCGCUACUGGGCCGCACGGGCAACGGCAACGGCUGCGACCUGGACUUUGAUGCGGAGGUGGGCGCGGUGCGGCUUACCGCCAGCCGGCCCUACAGAUCGGGUUCGGAGCUGCUUCUGAACGACGGGCGCCCCAACGGCGAGCUGCUGCUGUCCACCGGGGCGCUGCAGGACAACAACACCUCCGAAUUCCUCGCCUGGCCCGCGCAGCUGCUGCAGGCGGACCGCUACUUCACGCUGAAGCGCCAGAUCCUGGAGAGCAUGGGUUUCGGGGCGCAGGAGAGCUUCCCCGUGUAUGCGGACCGCAUGCCGGUGCAGCUGCUGGCCUUCCUGCGGCUGUCGCGGGUGGCGGACCCGGCGCUGCUGGCAAAGGUGACGUUUGAGAAGGAUGUGGAGCUGAGCCAGAUGAACGAGUACGAGGUGCUGCAGCUGCUCAUGGGCGACUGCCGCGAGCGGCUGGCGUCGUACGGCAGCUCCUACGAGGAGGACGUCAAGACGGCUCAGCAGGCGGAGCUGGGCGCCAAGGAGCGGCUGGCGGUGCGGCUGCGGCUGGGCGAGAAGCGCAUCCUGAACGCCACCAUGGACGCUGUGAGGCGGCGGCUGGCGCCCAUCCGGGGGAUCCCCACCAAGUCCGGUGCCAUGCAGGACCCCAACAGCGACCUGAAGGAGAUGUUUGAUGCGUUGGAGAGCCUGCCGUCCGCGCCGCUGAGGCUGCUGCAGGGGCUGGCCAGCUGGGCGCGAGGGGAGCAGGACCCGGAUUGGGGCAAGAAGCAGGGGCAGGGGCAGGGCCGCGGGAAGAGAUAGGAGGGUAAGGAGGAAGGAGGGAGGAGAUAGGAGGGAGGUAGGGUGGCGGAGGCUGGUGGUUGGGUUGAAGAGGGUGGGCUUUAGGAGUAUGUGUUUUGUGCUCAGGAGGCGGACAAUGCAAGAGGAUGGGUUGAGGAACAGUUUUGCGGGUGUGAAACCCUGUGUUGUUUCUAUGGUUUCCUACCUGUUUGCAGGAUGCAAGUAAUAGCCGUCUCCUGUUGUUUUGUUCUUGCGGUGUGGUAUCCUGAAGCGCUGUGUGGCUAAGGAGUUGUAAGGUAAAACCAGAUUGCAGCGGUGAUUUAUGCCGUUAGCCGUUACUUGGCCGGGCAAGGAGAAACUGCUGACGCCCUCCUUGUUCCCCAUACGGUCCCCCUGCACCCCUAAAACCCUAAGGGUUGGAGACACUUCGGGGCAUUUUGUACGGCAGUGUACUGCCGGUCCAGUUGCGCCUUGAAGGGGCUGCAGCGGGUGAGCCGCCGUAGAUUCCCCCGCCCGCUGUAGGGGUUGGGUCGCUGUGGAGGUUGCUGUCCGGGGAAAGUGCCUCUGGGCCUUGUGGCCUGCAUGCUGCCACCAACUUUGCCCGUUCACGGCAAGCGAGCUCUGGAACUAAACCCACCCCCGGCUGUAAGCUUGCCUUGCUGGCUUGCGUCUACAGUAG